Molecule: messenger RNA, 32055 nt
Organism: Lymnaea stagnalis (great pond snail)
Lineage: Eukaryota; Metazoa; Mollusca; Gastropoda; Lymnaeidae
Source: the annotation of a GenBank genome assembly
UUUUUUAUAAAUUUUUCCAAAGCAUCUUUCAUUUGGGCUGAGGUACACUCUGAGAGAAAAAAAAAAUGGUAUUUAUAGGUUUUUAAUAAGAAUUGACAGUUCUGUGCACUUAGCACAAAUUUCUGCUUUAUGCAGAUUUAUAAAAUGAAUGCAAUAGAGGAAGAUAGGAGUUCCAUAAGUUUUGCGAGGAAUAAAAUGAACUCCUCGAAUGAUGGUGACACAAGCAAUAGUAUGGUAAAUCUGAGGUAUUCAAAAAAGGAAACAUCUGAUGUGCAAAGAAUUUCCCUAACUGUAGAACAGCCUGAGCUUCGUAGAAUAAGUGGUGGCAGUAUGAGGGAGCAUAGACAAAAACACAGUCCUUCUCUUCAUGUAGAAUCUAUAAAUGUGGAUGUUAAAAUGUCACCAAAUCUGACUGUCAGACGGUAAGCUACAUUUAUCUAUGGUUGGGUUUUUACAAUUAUAAAUAAUUAAAUUUCUUCACAGAAACAAUAAGGAGUCCCUUGUUCUUUAUGUUUGAAAUAGUUCUUCCAAUGGUUUGAUUCAACUAGACAUACCUAAUUUUUUUCUUGAGUUCCACGAACCAUUUUUUAAGUAAUGGAAAUAUCUUAAUAACGGUUUUAUUUAUUUUUUAUCAGGUAUGGAACAACUUUCUUAUAGCUUAAUCUAGUUUAAUGUACCGCUGUUAUUGUCCAACUGCAGGGGGAAAAAACAACAUUUUGGUAUAUCGUUUUUAUUUAAUUAAAAUUAGGUGAGAUCACUAAUGAGUUCUACCAAUAUGAUAUAACAAUUUUUACAAUGCCUCUACUUAACAAUGUUAAAAUUUUUCUUCUUGGAACUGGGCAACAAUUUGUUAAGUGCAUUUGUUGCACCAAGUUUUAAAAUAGAAAAGGCAUGUGUAAAAAUUGUGUAACUUUAUUUAUAAUUCACAAUGUCAUUCACAUUCAGACCGCUGCAAUAAAUGUAAAUGAAGUAAAUGGUAAUUGAUAAAAAAAAAGUUGGCUAAUAUGAAGAAAAACAUAUUUUUUAGAUCCUUAAAACACAAUUUUCUUUCACAACCCAGAAAUAAUACUAAAAUACCAGCCGUAAUGUUUUCACUCAAUUGUCAUUUGAUUUAUGACUAAAUCACUCAACUUUCUAUGUACAAGACUAACAUUUGAUAAUAAACAUAUAAAAGGAGGCAGCUCGUCUGGUGUUAUGUAGUGCAUAAGAUGUUAACUGAAUUAAGGCUGUCAUAAUCUUUUGAUUAUUACACCAUCAAAUCACAUUUUUUGUACAACAAAUUCUUUUACAACACAGCAACCACAUUUCAGUGGCAUAUUUUCAUUUUUGGUGCAAUUCAUUUAGAUAAGGCCUGUAACAUAUGUAGUCUGUUCCAAAAAAUAAUUAUUUUAUUUUACAUCUUAAUAAUAAGUCUUCAAACUGUGAUGUGAGUCCAUGUAAACGGUUUCUAGUCAGUGUGUCUACAUCAUUGAAUAGACUUUAACAACUCUGGAUUCCUGAGUGUGGAAAUAGCUGUUGAUGACGGCAAUUUUUUAAAAUUUAAUUUUUGGGUUAUACUGAAAAAAAAAGAACUCCUUUUGAUUCAUACAUAUGAUUAUGUGGGUAGAAAUAUAUUCAAAAUUUAUUUGAUGAUUGAUUAUAUAUAUAUAGCACUUGUGUCUAUGCUAUUCUAGCAUGCUAAAAGCGCUCUGAUGUCAUAAUCUCUAUUUAAAGAAAAAUGUCUUUAAAUGUCUCUUAAAUGAUUUUUUAUCCUUUUAAAAUCCCCCAAAGACUGAAGCAAACUGUUCCAUAAUUUAGAUGCUAUUGCUUCAAAAGAGCCCACACCAAAAGGCUUCUAUCUGUGUCCAUCCACACUGAAAACUCUAAGAAGGGACUGUGAUGAAGAGUGCAGCGUCUUUAAGGAUAUAUGUUUAGAAAUAAGUUCUUUAAGAUAUCCAGGUGCAGAGCCUCCCAUACAGCUAUAUGCCAAAAGACAGAAUUUUGUGGUUCAUAUGUUAAAGAUUUAAUUGUUAAAUGAAUCUGAAAAUCCUUUCUGAUUGGAUAUUAUUGUUAAAGCUGUUACAUUGGUAGAAAUUUUUUCGUUAAACACCAAGCUAGAUGGCUAGAAAAUACUGCAUUUUAUUCCAUAAUUCCGUUUCAAAGAACUGCCAAAGUUUCUCUCGUAUCUUAAAAUUAUGUUCAGUUCCUUUUUAUCACAUUUAUUUUCAGUCGCCGCUCCAAAGAUUUGAAUUCAAGUCAAGAAUCACUUUCUUCACCUGGGCCGCAGAGACCAUCAUCUAGAGCUAGUUCUACUGAUCUUAGAGAAAGGUGAGAAAUUAGUUCUAUUUUUUACCCCUUUAAUGUAAUAAAAGUAUGAUAUCUUUAAUUGCCUUGUACACAGUUUUCAAAACAAACAAAAUACAUUCAAAAGCUACUGUGAUGACGACAAGAAAAUGCAUCAUAUUGACUUGUUAAUGUUGUUUUAUAUUUAUUGAACUAGUGAUGAGGGGGUAAAAGAUGGAUCACCGUCACUGGAUUCUGCCAACUGCAGUCGAAGUGCAUCCCCAGACAAGCCACACAACACGUUUGAAUCACCGCCUGGAAGAAAUAGCUUCUCUGAUGGCGGAGACCACAGUCUUACAGAGUUUGGCACAAACAGUGGGAUGGGCUUGCUGCCCCAGUUGGAAAAGAGGCCCAGCUCAGCACAGGACUUUUAUGAGAUUAACAACAGCAACAGGAAUUCUCGGUCUUUUGAGAGAUCCUUGGAUAAUAUUCUAGGUGAGAUUAGGAAUACAACGUUGUCCUGCUACAUACCGCUAUACAAUAUAGAGAAUGUAAUCUCUUAUUUUACUCUGUGGCUCGUGUAAAGCGGUACAUAACAAAGGAUGAUACCAUUAAUUAAAUAAAGCCAUAAAGAGCGAUACCGAAACUAGGGCUAAUUACAAUUAAUAAUUUAUUAACUUAACUUUAUAAUAGAAAAAUCAAAUAUCAUAAAAUUAAGGCUAUUGACUUGCAGUUCAGCAAUGUACCGGUACAAUGUUGAAAAAGGUACACACAAACAGAGAGAGGAAAUAUUAAUAUACACAUCUUUGUCUGGUAUCGUAAUAGCAAAAGUCUAUUCACUCAUCCCUCACAUCUCAUAUUGUAAUAGCCAAUCUCUCUCUCAUAUUAUGUCGAUGGGCGUAUUUAUAGUCUUUUUAGAGACUUUUCCAGAAAUGCGUUCAGCAUUGUAUCAGUCCUCGACGUUCUAAAGGAUUCUAAUUAUAUAGACUAUAGACUGUAUUUACGUGUAAUCAAGGUCAAGGGAGACAAUUUUUAAUUAAGUCACACCCUGUCACGCUGCCAAACUUGGGGUCACCCAGAGUUCAUGCACGAGUUUCACAAUGUAAACAAAGACCCCUAUAAUAACAGUCCCUUCCAAAUAAAAUAAAAACACUUUGAACUAGAAAAUCGAUUUGAAUGAUUUUUUUAAUGAUUUUUUUGUGUAAGAUGUAAUGCUAUCGAAACUAAAUGUGCUUAAUAAGUGUUUUGGAAAUGUGAGGUUUUUAAGCUCAUGGUGUUAAAAAAAUCUGAUGUUUGAUUUGAAAUAAACAAAAUGAAAGUACACCCAACUUUUAAAGCUUCUCUAGUCAAUAGUUUGCAUUUAAAAUCAUUUUGCUAGUGUACCACAAUAUGAAAUGCCCUGUACCUGAAUUUUUUCAUAACGUAUUGUGAUGAAUUUUGAAAUGUAACUGUAUUUCCCUAAAUUUUAUUAUCAAAAAUAUGUAUGAAUGUACUAUUUUCAAUAGUGAAAUAAAAAUUAUUCUGAUUAAUUUAAUCAAAAUUUUUAUUUUUAACUUUUAGAUUUAAUUGUUAAUGUAAUACACAGACCCUAAGGGUGGGACCUUUUAACCUAUUACAUUUGGAUGGCUCCCCAAAUGUCCUCUAAUUGAAAUUUUAAGUUAUCAAAAUUGUUUAGGUUUUUUUUAAAUGAAAAUUAGGCAAUAGAAUAAAAAGAAAUGAAAAAUAAGAGAAGCUUGGUAAUUUAAAUUUUAUUCCCAGAAAAGAAAAGGACCACCACAUCUACAAGCGACUUUCUUUUUGAUAAUAUUGAUUCAUUUCAGCGUCUACCAGCAAUCUGCUAAAAUUUUGACUAUAUAGUGUGUGCUUGUUUAAUCAUGUCCAACAUUGUUUUUAUAUAAUUCUCAGUUUACUUAAUGUUCUAUUCAUGAAUAAUUAUGUAUAUUAAUGGUCUAUUACUAGACACAAUCUAACUUUGAUGCUUAUUCUAUACCAAGACUUUUGUCUUUAAACUUGCAGACUCUCUGCCCAAAGAAAUUUAUCAUUAGUUCUCAAAGAAAUUUAUCAUUAGUUUUCACUGAAUUUAUCUGAAUAUCUCACCACCUAUUUUCAUUAGACAAAUGCUCUUCUGAGAAAUCAUCACUGCUUGAUCUCAGCCUUUCUGUGGAUUCUUGGAACUCAUCGGCAGCUCAAGAAGGCGGGAAAUCCCCAGACCAGCAAUCAUCUGGGAGUGCCACCAAAACAUCCAAGUCUGAGAAAAAGAAAACCCGAUGGUACAAUGUAAGUUUAACUAAUUAAUUUUGCUUAAACAGGGUUGAAAAAAAUUGGAAAGCGAAGGGAGUGCUUUAUUUCAAAUGGAAAAUUUAUACUUAGAAAGUGGAAGCUAGUUUAAAUUUUUCUGGUAUUAAAUUUUUGUGAAGAAUUUGUAUAUUAUUAAGAGAAUGUUUGUUAAGGUAGAUUUUGUUCUGUGUCUUAUGUUUGAGUUAUUGAAUAAUCUCAAUACAUGGAAUAAUUUGUUGUUUAAUGAAAGAGUUUAAUCAUAAAAUAUUUGGAUUAAGAUUUUCAAUUUAUUUGUUAAAAUAAAGAAAAUAUAACUAAAUGGAUAUACUGCUAACAACAAUUAUUUUGAGACGCAGCAUAAGAUAUUUACCAUCUUUUUAACUAAGCCAGAACGGGCGUCAGGCUCGGCAUCGAAAUUAGUAUUGAUUUAUUAAUCUGCCGUGUUUAGGAGGCGGAUUGUCCUAAAUUCAAUUACAGUCACUCUCAUCAUUGAACUAUCCUACUGUUAGCUGUAAGACCAGAGCCAUAAUAAAAACUGGGCUUUAUUUCACCCACACCUAGCAACUGUGGGGCAGUGCUUAGAUCGGACAUAACCUUUUUUUAUGGCAGUUACAUCACCUCUUGUACAAUGCAAACAAGUUCCAUUCAACAAGAGGGGAUUUUCAAAAACUGUUUCACGAGACCAAACUGAGUAACACAUAAUUUGUCUUCAGCGUGCAGUCAAGUAUUAAACUAGGAACAACAGUUAAUUUUUACAUGGUAAAAAAAAAAAAUAUGAGAGCUCACUGUAUUAUUUUUUAUCAAGAACUUGUAUUCAUUUUUUUUUUCAAUCUUAUCUUCUUCUCCGGCCUGUCAUAUAUCUGUAUUCAACUCUCCGGUUCAACCACAGUGAGGACAACCAUUUCAUCCUUCAUAUGCACAUCUCACCGUCUCUCACAAAUGAGAGGAUUAUAGUUACACACACAUAUAAAGCUGUCGGCAUACGGUGCUUUUGAGCUGUAAACAUAAAACAAUUCAUCUUUUUCUUUUUUUUUUGAGGAAGUAUUUACACUCUGGCCCAACAGCUUGCACAAAGCUGUACGUCAUUGCUCGGGAGGUGGGGGGGGGGGGUGUUUUGUUCAAUAUAUUGCUUGCUUGAACAUCUGCUGUACCUGGGCAAUUGAAGCUACUUAUUAAAACCUGGAUUAUGGCAAUCUUGCUUAAAUGAACAUGCUUGGUAUUAAACUGGGAAAAAAACACAGUUUUCUUUAUAAUAUAUAGUUCCCUCCAUUUCUACUAAUCUACUCUAUUGGGAUGGUCAGUGUUUCUUUGUGUAUCAGUUCAAAUGAUGAGAUCUUUUUACUAAAUUUUGUAACUAAAAAAAUUGAUGAAGUGUAGCAUAAAUAAUGAUAAUAUUUCUUAGAGAAAAUAGAAAUGCUAUGACCGUGUCAUUGUCUAGAUAUAGAUUUUAGGUAACAGUUGCGUUGACAGUGUUCAACUAGGCCCAGCACAUCUGCAGCUGAAUAAUCGUUGUAAAUAAAGUAUCUGUUAAUUACCCACAUCAAUGGUUUCAAAUUGGUGUUUAUUUGGGAUAUCAGUUUCUUUAAAAGCCUAUUAAUGAUGCCCUAUCGAUCAGUGGAUCUCAAACCUUCCAGUAGUGAUGGACACAAUAGUUGACCGUUAAAUAAAAAUAAAUUCUUAACUUAUGUCUACUAACGGAGUGCCUGAAUUUGAAGUUGUCAUAUUAUCAGCAACGUAGAUAUUCACUAUGCUGAAAGGAACUUCCAUUAUUAUCUUUUCAAUAAUCUACUUUAAAAGAAAGUUUUGCAAGAUAUAGCUACAUUUAGCAACAAUUGACAAGGGAGACAAAGUCUUGUUUUCUUCAAACUUUUUUUUCUCUUAACACAUAUGUUGGAGCUGGAGUUAUUUUUCUGACUUCAGUUGAUGGUUUAAAAAAAAAAAAAAAUGAACAAAAUUUGAUCAGGCCAAAAUACAAUAUAAGCUGGUUGAAACAUAUUAUUUGGCCAAGACACCUAAGAGCUUGUGUGGGUUAUUUUGUAUUCAGAUUCCCUAGAGCUGGGCGGGGGGGGUGGGGGGGGGGGAGAGACCCAGAUUCACCAGCCACACAUUUUUAUUAGCACUUUCUAAUUUGAUGAAAAUGCAUAAAAAUUACAUGUAUUAGUUUUAGUUGAACAGUUUUGAAAUGUUCUCUUAAGAGACAAGGAAGUCUUAACAUAAAUAUGCUCUUUUGUAGUCUGUCUGUGUGGUUAGUCUGUAGAUAUUUUCCCCAUAUUGGAUGUUAGGAUAUAGUCUGAUGUAUUACUUGUUUUUUAUCUGUCUGCAUUAUCUGUUCACUAUAAAAGUCUCCUUGCUCUUGUAUGCAUUGCCUUGUGUGCAUGCUUUUUUUUUUUGGUAUCUGUGUUUCCACAUUGGAUCACAUCACAUACAGACAGGCCAUAGAUUCAAGCAUUGGCAGAUUCAAUGGUUACACGUGGAAGUGGUUAUGGGUGGUGGGAGAACCACAGUUCCAUCGGUUGCUUACCUUAUUUAUAAACAUUGAAAAAUAAUACUGAUGCCCCUGGCCAUCUCCACCUCUGAACUAGGAUUCGAAUUCUAAAUCAGCCACAGGAUUCGUGCAUCGGUAUUCCACUUUUCAUCAGAUGGGCUAUGGCCAAGAAGAUAUAAUCAUGUAAAUUUUGUUAGCAAAGUUUUGCUUUAAAUAAAUUAAAUAAGUGCAAUACUUGUCAUGGUUUGAGAAAGUGCUACGGCCAAGAAGGCACAAUCAUACAAAGCUUUCUGUAGCCACUAUGUUACUAUAAAUCCAUUGACUAAGUGCAAUAGCUGUUACACAAAUUGAGAAUCUUUCCCCUGCAUUCUUGGCACUGGUUUUCACAUGACACUGAGUUCACAUCCUAUCUACAAAACAGAAUGAAAUGGACAAACGCAAGGGCAGCACUCGCAGCAAAAAGGAACCUAAAAGAAGGAAGCAGGUAAAUAAACAACUUCAGUAAGAAAAGAAUUGUAAAAAAAAAAAUUAAAUGGCUACCCCAGUUUAUACUUACAUAACGUUUUAAAUAACAAGCAAUAACAACAUGGUAGAUUGAUGAGUGUGUAUUUUCAAUCGUUGACUUAGAGAUGCAGCUUUUCCCCCCCUAGAAACUAAUCCUACAUGAAUCAUUUAGUUGUUGAUAGCAGUUUAAGUUUUUCCAUUGUAGAUCCAUGGCCUGUCACUAAGACUUGACCCAACCCUUCCCCUGAUGUUUCGUAAUCUUCUAUGUUGUCUCAAUGCACCUUGCUAGACUGUUUUUUUAUUUUGCUAGUCAAGAUCCCAUUUUUCAAAGCCAGAAUUGUGUCCAUAAAUUUAUUAGUUAUGCACCCUUAAAUUCUCCAUAAGGAAAUAGAUUAUUUUUUUUUUAAAUAAGAUUAUUUCCUUAACAAAAUAAUUUGGAAGCUCAAUAAAGAGUUUUUAUUACCAGUAUGUCAUAACAACUAAUGAUAAUUACGUAUAAGCCUCAGGCAAAGUUUCCAUACUUGUAAAUUUCAAUUUUAUUUACAAUUAACAAUUUUAAUUUUUAGCGGCAUACUAUUUCAAAAUGAAUAAGUUAGCUGUGUUUUUAAUCCAUGUCUAAAAAAAAUAAGUUAAUUAGGCACUUAAUAGCGGCCCGUUAUUUGAGUAGUAAUACCAUUCAGCUGUGUGACACUCUGUCUCAAAUUCACAUACUGUGUCGGCAAGCAUCCCGUACCUCAUUACUAAGCCACUCUAAAGGAUCAUCACCCACGCGCUUUGUUUAAGUUGUAAUGCCCGAUAUUUUCUUGAAUGUAUUUUCAAAUUGUAUGCUCAUUUUUGGAAGCAUUAAUUUACUAACACCAAACUUAUCCAUUUGUGAUCUAAUGUUUUGAUUUCAUUUAACAUAUUUUUACAAUAAAUAUAUAUAUAACAUUAAAAAAUGUGUUUUAAAGAUGCUUUUUAGAUAAUUAUUUAUGCGUUUUUGUAAUUUUUAAUGCAUAAAAGUUGAAUCCAAAUCCUAGUUAUAUAUGUAAUUCUUGCAUAUAAACAAAGGCAGCUCUCAUUGAUGUUAUUGAAACUGUAAAAUUCGCUGUGUGUAUUUUUGUUCUUAUAACCGGCUUUUGUUACAAAUGCACUUGAGUAUAUUAGUGAUGUAUAACGAGUCUGUUGGUUCUGCUCACUGUGCUAUGCUUAUUCAGGUGCUCUCACUUUGCUUGGUGGUUUAAGGGGCUCCACAUCAAUUUUUCUUGGCUUGGCUUCUUUAUAUAUAUUUAAUUUUUUUUUUGUCUAACUGAUUGCAUUACUAAAUUUCAUGCUUUUUUUAAAAUCAAUAAUAAAUAGUUGGGCAUAGUUUGUUUGUUAAUUUGUUUAAUGAAAAUAAAUAAUUGGGCAUUAUUUGUUUUUUUUUUUUUUUUUUUUUUUUUUUGAAAAUAAAUAGUUGGGCAUUUUUUGUUUUUUAUUUUUUUUUAUGAAAAUAAAUAAAUGGGCAUUAGGGUCUAUUUGGUUUUUUUUUUUUUUUUUUUUUUGGAUAAUUUUUUUAUUUUUUUUUUUUUUUUUUUUUUUUUUUAUUUUUUUAAAAUAAAUUGUUGGGCUUUAUUUUUUUUUUAUUUUUUUUAAUGAAAAUAAAUAAAUGGGUAUUAUGGUUUAUUUUGUUUUUUUUCUUUUUAAUAUUUUGGAUAAUUUUUUUUUUUUUGAAAAUUCUUUGAAAUUUUAACUUGUACUGCUAGUAUAAGGCAGGUUUUGUUAUUAAACUUUUUUUUUGUUUUUGACAUGAAAACUUAGCACAAAUUUCUAAUGAUACUGUAAUACAAUCUUAUGAUUCUUUCUCUUGCUGAAGUCUUGAGGAAAACACAUUUAAAAAAACAACAACUUGAAUAUCUCUCGUGAGAAUACUGUAAGGCAGUGGAUGUUUAAACAAUGCCAACCUGUAUUUUACUGAGGAAUGUUACCUCUCCAGCUAUCCAUUCACACCAACACUUAAGCCUGAUGUAAAUACUAGUGUAUAAGUUGAGAAUUUUAGCCGUAAAUUUCAUUUUAAAACGCAGUCACCUUAUAAAAGGGUCAGUACCAGUUUCAAUAGAAUUUUGUACAUUGAAUGAGGGAGCAGUGUCCAGUUACUGGUGGUCGUGCUAGUGUACUUACGGGUGGCUGUAUGUUGACCCAGAUACCAGGUACACACAGAGAAAAUCAGCUGUUGACUGAAGAGUGAGACCAAGCCAGUGGACACUGAUGUAAAUGGUGUAAAUACCACUGACUGCAAAAGAGUCCAGGCCUAGGGACACCAGCCAUAGUUUAGUAUACAGAGCUGCUAGGUAAAAUUUGACGACAUUAAAAAUCACAGAAUUUCAUAGACCCAUUUUUUCCACUUGACUUAUCCUUGAGUCAUAUCAUAUUUCAUGAUUGUUGGUUAAAAAAAACUGCCCACGACUUUGGCUAGACGAGAUAAGCUUAUAGACAAGUAUAUACUGUAGGUUUGGGGUGAUCACUCUCCAGGGAUAUGUGACUUACUUGGCUAUUGAGUCCAUUCCCACCAAGACUUGACCCACAGUUUGGGGUGACCACUCUCCAGGGAUAUAUGCCUUACUUGGCUAAUGAGUCCAAUCCCAUCAAGACUUGACCCACAGUUUGGGAUGACCACUCUCCAGGGAUAUAUGCCUUACUUGGCUAAUGAGUCCAAUCCCAUCAAGACUUGACCCAUAGUUUGGGAUGACCACUCUCCAGGGAUAUAUGCCUUACUUGGCUAAUGAGUCCAUUCCCACCAAGACUUGACCCAUAGUUUGAGGUGACACCACCACCCCACCCCCCACCCCCCAAUAAAAUUACAAGCCUGCCAUGUCUUGGAUCAACCCAAGAAUUGACCCUUACUUUGGGAUGACCCCCCCGAAACAAAAUACAAACCUGAUGUGUCUUGUACCAACCGACACUAGACACCAUAGUUUGGGGGGACAUCAAAUUAAAUGCAAACAUACCAAACAUACCAAACAUACCAAACAUACCAAACAUACCAAACAUACCAAACAUACCAAACAUACCAAACCUACCAAACAUACCAAACCUACCAAACAUACCAAACAUACCAAACAUACCAAACAUACCAAACAUAACAAACAUACCAAACAUACCAAACAUACCAAACCUACCAAACAUACCAAACAUACCAAACCUACCAAACAUACCAAACACACCAAACACACCAAACCUACCAAACCUACCAAACCUACCAAACAUACCAAACAUACCAAACCUACCAAACAUACCAAACAUACCAAACCUACCAAACAUACCAAACAUACCAAACAUACCAAACAUACCAAACACACCAAACAUACCAAACAUACCAAACAUACCAAACCUACCAAACACACCAAACACACCAAACACACCAAACCUACCAAACCUACCAAACCUACCAGACAUACCAGACAUACCAAACAUACCAAACAUACCAAACAUACCAAACAUACCAAACCUACCAAACCUACCAAACAUACCAAACACACCAAACAUACCAAACAUACCAAACAUACCAAACAUACCAAACACACCAAACACACCAAACACACCAAACAUACCAAACAUACCAAACAUACCAAACCUACCAAACAUACCAAACAUACCAAACCUACCAAACAUACCAAACAUACCAAACCUACCAAACAUACCAAACCUACCAAACAUACCAAACAUACCAAACAUACCAAACAUACCAAACAUACCAAACACACCAAACAUACCAAACAUACCAAACAUACCAAACACACCAAACACACCAAACACACCAAACCUACCAAACAUACCAAACCUACCAAACCUACCAGACAUACCAGACAUACCAAACAUACCAAACAUACCAAACAUACCAAACAUACCAAACCUACCAAACCUACCAAACAUACCAAACACACCAAACACACCAAACAUACCAAACAUACCAAACACACCAAACACACCAAACACACCAAACACACCAAACAUACCAAACAUACCAAACCUACCAAACAUACCAAACCUACCAAACAUACCAAACAUACCAAACACACCAAACACACCAAACAUACCAAACAUACCAAACAUACCAAACCUACCAAACAUACCAAACAUACCAAACAUACCAAACACACCAAACACACCAAACACACCAAACAUACCAAACAUACCAAACAUACCAAACAUACCAAACAUACCAAACAUACCAAACCUACCAACUCUUGGACGAGACUAACUCUGCUCUUACUUUUUUUUUUUCAAUAAAAUGUUUUAAAACUUUUCUUCUGUAAAACAAAAUUUUUAAUUUUUUUUUUUUUGUAUUUCGCCCGAGCCUACAGUUCUCCCCACUCAUAGUUCCCCAAUCACAUGCUUUGUCUUGAUCCUCUGUCUGCCCACGUGUAGAUGCAGAAGUGUAACGAGAAUGGGGCAGGACGCUUGAAGGGUGGUCAGACAUAACAUUGCUAUGCGUUAAUAAUAAUAAUAAUUUGUUUUUUGCUAAUAUGUUACUGUUCUGAAUAAGCUUAAAAGCUUGCACAUUAAUUUACUGAAUUAGCUGUCCAUAUCCUAAGUAUAUUAGGCAUGUGAAAUACUUGUUAUUUUAAAAAAAAAAAUAUUUUUAAAUGGUUUCCCGUGCAUCGUAAUGGCGCAAUUUUAGUUAUUACCGUGCACACCUUAUGGCCUCUGAAAAUGUGGCAGUGGGUUCCAAAGAUUGGAAACAGCUGUUCUGCAGUGGAUAGGAAUGCCGCCACCAAUGGCCUGGAUCAAUUGGGAAUGAAACUAAGAAUCAAUCGGUGAUCAAUUAAUACGAGAUCUGAUGUUUUGAAAUCUUUUCAAAGUGUUACUUGAACGAUCUGGUGAAGAAAUGAAGAGAAGGCGUUGUAUUUUGUUUUUCUUCUGCUCAUCAAACGUUUGUACAAGUGUUGACCAAAGAGUGUUGACCAAGUGAAAUAAAACCAAACAGUCAACUGCAUUCUAUAGUGUCUAUAUUAAACUGUCAACUGCAGUCUAUAGUGUCUGUAUUGAUGUCUUUAAAAAUUAUGCUUAUAUAUAGAGAGUUUGAAACAAUUAAAAUAUAUAAUUUUUGUUUAUAUUUGAAGCCAAAUAUUCAAUAACAUCUGCAAAACAAAGUAAAUGGCGGAAAUAAACUUUUUUUUGUGCGUCUCUAUGUGAUCUAUUGGGCUCCAAUGACACAUCUGAUGUGUGGCUCCAUGUGAUCUAUUGGGCUCCAAUGACACAUCUGAUGUGUGGCUCCAUGUGAUCUAUUGGGCUCCCAUAACACAUCUGAUGUGUGGCUCCAUGUGAUCUAUUGGGCUCCCAUGACACAUCUGAUGUGUGGCUCCAUGUGAUCUAUUGGGCUCCCAUGACACAUCUGAUGUGUGGCUCCAUGUGAUCUAUUGGGCUCCAAUGACACAUCUGAUGUGUGGCUCCAUGUGAUCUAUUGGGCUCCCAUGACACAUCUGAUGUGUGGCUCCAUGUGAUCUAUUGGGCUCCCAUGACACACCUGAUGUGUGGCUAAAUGUUAUCUAUUGGACUCCCAUGACACAUCUGAUGUGUGGCUCUAUGUAAUCUAUUGGACUCCCAUGACACAUCUGAUGUGUGGCUCUAUGUGAUCUAUUGAGCUCCCAUGACACAUCUCAUGUGUGUCUCUAUGUGAUCUAUUGGGCUCCAAUGACACUCGUGAUGUGUGGCUCUGUGUGAUCUAUUGGGCUCCCAUGAUACAUCUGAUGUGUGGCUCUGUGUGAUCUAUUGGGCUCCCAUGACACAUCUGAUGUGUGGCUCUAUGUGAUCUAUUGAGCUCCCAUGACACAUCUCAUGUAUGUCUCUAUGUGAUCUAUUGGGCUCCAAUGACACUCGUGAUGUGUGGCUCUGUGUGAUCUAUUGGGCUCCCAUGAUACAUCUGAUGUGUGGCUCUGUGUGAUCUAUUGGGCUCCCAUGACACACCUGAUGUGUGGCUAAAUGUUAUCUAUUGGACUCCCAUGACACAUCUGAUGUGUGUCUCUAUGUGAUCUAUUGGACUCCCAUUACACAUCUCAUAUGCGGCUAAAUGUGAUCGAUUGGCACUGCAUCAAUUGUUGGUUUGUUUAACACACUUAGGAUCAUAGAUUACAAUAUUUCAACAGCCUGUCUCCAUGAAUUGAUCAGGUUGAUACUCUAUUUGUAAUUGACACCAACUUUGUAUAUUAUUUUUUUUUUAAAUAGGAAAUUUUGGUGGCUGAAUAAUUCAUGAAGCCACAGAUGUUUACAGUUAUAGACUGGCAAUUGACAACUGUCAUCGGUCUAUUAAGAAUUUAUAUAUCUCAACAGUGUGGACUGUGAUCAGCGGGAGUUUUUUUUUUGACACAGAUUAUUUUCUGACAUUCUUAUGGAAAAUAUCACUAAGAAUAAUUUUAUUGGGGACUCUUGCAGGCUCUGAAAUGCAAAGCGAAUGUUCCUCUUGUAGCGAUUGUCAACUUCAGGAUUUGUCGACUUUUGUCAACUUCAGGGUUUGUCUACUUUAGUCAACUUCAGGGUUUGUCUACUUUAGUCAACUUCAGGGUUUGUCUACUUUAGUCAACUUCAGGGUUUGUCUACUUUAGUCAACUUCAGGGUGUGUCUACUUUAGUCAACUUCAGGGUUUGUCUACUUUAGUCAACUUCAGGGUUUGUCUACUUUAGUCAACCUCAGGGUUUGUCUACUUUAGUCAACUUCAGGGGUUUUUCUACUUUAGUCAACUUCAGGGUUUGUCUACUUUAGUCAACUUCAGGGGUUUUUCUACUUUAGUCAACUUCAGGGUUUGUCUACUUUAGUCAACUUCAGGGUUUGUCUACUUUGCUGAUCAUAUAGUCAUGUGUUGAAUAAGUUUUUCUCUUACUUGUUUGCUUUGGGGCCGUCCAUAUAGUAUUUCACGGGGGUCUGGAAGGGAGGGGGGUGUCUAGAAAAUAUGACAGUAAUUGAUGUGGUGGUGCCCCCCCCCACCACGUCAAUUACUGUCAUAUUUUGUGUGAUGUCACAUAUUUUUUAUCAUGCAUAUAUAACCUGAAAUUGACAGUGGUGUUGAACUUUUGUCGUCGUGGGUGUAUUUCUGAUAGAAGAUUUCAAUUUUAUAACUUUGAUAGUUGAAUAGUGAAGUGUGUUUUUAGAUUAAAUUUUUAAUUAGUUGUUAAUUUGUCAACAUUUUUUUUUAGUUCAAAAGUGUGACGUACUUUACUUUAAAAGUAAUAUAAGUCAGUUUAGCAGAGUUGUAUGUACAUUAUUAUUAACAUAUGAAAUGAAAAUUUCUUGGGAAAUUAGAAUAAGAAUAUAAGCGUUACUGUACCUAAACAAAAACUCAAAUCUAAAUGAUGUCAUUAGAUAACUUUUUUUCAUGAUUUUCAGAGUUACGGUUCAUGGGGUAGGCACAAUCUGAUGGUAAACAUUUGAUUAUACUUAUUUUAGCAGUGGAUAUCUUUCAUUUCUGAAAUGGAUAGCUGUUCUGUGUAACUUUCAAUGAUUGCUGUGCUGGUGAAUGGCAUAUUAUAGUAGUACCUUGACUGUAUGGUAUCUAGGUUUUGAUUUCGUAUUCCAAAAUCAGAGCAGUGGGGGAAAAUCUGCUCAAAAAUUGCACAUUGCAAUAAUUUUCUUGCUCCAUGACUAAAAAUGCGCACAAUCUGGGAUACAACUAAAAAAUUGACGGAUUACGUGAACGCGGUAAGUGAUGGAGAACGACCUCAUCUUCUUUCAAUCACUUGAGCAUUGUUUAUUGAUGCACUUUAAAUGUCUCUGUUAAAUAACAUUAAUCUCUCUUAACAGCAAAUCAUCCGUCGCCAUAAAAGAAUUGGUUUGUGUAAUAAGUGAGGAGGAAUGAUCUCAUUUUGGCUGGGCUGCUUGCUAAUUAGCACAGACACACUAACUACAUUCCCGUUUUUCUAUAAUUUUCAUUUGUUUUGUUUGUUCCUGAAGUCUUUAAAGCUGUUACAGUUUAUCUUCAUACAUGCCUCUUGAAAAAUGCCUUUUGUUAACAAGACCACUUAAAACAUUCACUUUCCUUAUGAGACAAUCCAAUAUAUCGACUUCCUUAUGAAACGACCCAAUAUUUUAUCUUUUCACUUGUUGGUCAGAGGGAAAUCUCACAGUUUAAGACCCCCUGCAUAACAAGAUUAUCCAAAGUGCACAACAAGAUCACCCAAAGAGUAUAACGAGACCAUCCAAUGUGCAUAACGAGAACACCCAAUGUGCAUAACGAGAACACCCAAAGAGCAUGGUCUCUCAUAGAUCACACCUUUUAUCAAAUUCAAGUAUUCGCAGUCUGAGUGCUGCAUCAUUAAGGUGCCACUGGUGUAGGUUCAAACCUCUAUUGACAAGCUACAUUCAAAGAGUGAUAGCAUAAUUAUGUGGCGCAAACAGCCAGCACUGGUUUCUUCCUUUCCUUGUGAUUGUCACUGUCUGAAGUCUUCAUUGUGCAGGCAACAUGGAAGGGCAUUGCUAUCAAAACAAAAAUUCCAUUAAUCUUUUCAUGAGUCCAAAGUUCAGAUCUUCCACCUUUUAUGCUUUAAAUGUUUCGUAAAAUGGAUUUCCUCUGAAAUGCUUGUGUGGGUGACAAGGUUGAGUUUUUCCCACAGGAAUGAACACAUUGAAAAGGUAUACAGAACAAACCCAUUGUACGUUUGACACAUCAAAUGUGUUAGUAUAUGAGUGUGGGGGCGGAGCAUUAAAUUUAUUUAUUGCACCUGAAAAUUUGUUCUUGGGGGCUAUUGGUGUUGUAGACUGGCAUUGAAUAUGGGGAGGAUGUAAUUACUGCUACUGACCAGUAAGAAAUUGAUACUACUUUAAUGUGUAGGGAUAACAUGCUCUUGUUUUUAGCUGAGACAAACAGACCAUUUGUUAAAGCGUUUCAUUUCAGCAUUUAGUAUCCAACACAUGCAAAAUUAUUCAGAGCCCUGCAGUUUCUAUUCCCCACCGUCUCCAUCUUUCUCUCCACCCUCAAAAUUUAGUCUUUCUUUAUCCUGAGCGCAAGCCUCCUUCCAAUAUUGUUCAUUACAAAAAAAAUUUGAUUUUUAAAUAGUAGUCAUUCCAUAUCAUUUUCAUCCUCAGAUUAUGAGCAAGACUUUUUAAAAAAAAUAGUUUGGCCUAUAGGUGCCUUGGUACAUAUAUAUUUUUUUUUAAUUUGAACCUUUGGCUUAUAUUUAUGAUUUGCACCUCCAGUUAAUAGUUAUAAAUACUCUGCUUUGAUUAUAAUAUGUAUUGUUUGAACUCAUUUUCAAAUUCAAUAUCCUUUAUAUUUGGCUAACUAUCGUUGCAGAAAUAACUUUUUUCAAAUUAUUCAUAGUCACAAGGCUUUUAAGGGUCUGCUUUUGUAUAUAGAAUUAUUAGCUAUCCAAAUUUUUAUUUUUUUCUCAAAUUAGCCGGGAUUUUAAAUUGUUAAAUUUGUUUCAUUAACAUUUUUUUAAUGCGGUCCUUAGUUUGACAAGUUUAUUCGAAUUUAUUUAUUCCCCCGCUCCCAUAAAAAAAUAUUUUAAAAAGACAAUAAUAAUGAAAAAAAUAUUAAUUUUAAAUGACAAGAAUUCUAUUUUUCUAGGCCUUUUUGGCAACAUGCGUCAUGUCCUGAUAACGUAUGGAAUGGGUGAUACUGAUCCAUUGAAAUAUAUUCUUUUCUUAAGUAAGAACAGAUGCCAUUACUUUCAUAUGCCUUACUUGACAGGUGCCUUUAACGUAGCUGCACGAGGAUAAUAUUUCAAUUUUUUAAUUUAUUAAAUCAGUAAUUCUCAACAUCAAGGGGCGGUGGAAAAGCUCUGGCUCAAGAUCUCAGUCAUGAAAUAAUAAUAUUUUUUUAAAACACUUUGUAGUUUUAAGAUGAAAAAAUAUUUUUUUUUUUUUUUGGUUUUAAAAGUUUAAUGAUCAUUUUAUGUUCUCCAUGCUUUGUUAUGUCUACUUUUUAUCUUGGGUCAGUUUAUGUUUCCAAAUUGGACCAUAAGAAUUCAGAGCUCAGCUGUAGCACAAUUUACGUUUCUGCCUUAAUUUUAUAAACCAGUGGUCUACAAUGCACACCUGGGAUAUGUGUAAAUGGGCAUCCAAAGAAAUCUAAUCUACCUUUUAAAAAUGUUGGUAAUAUGGUAAUAGUAUAUAUACAUUUAUAUUUAUAUAUAUAUAUACAUUUAUAUAUAUAUAUAUAUAUAUAUAUAUAUAUAUAUAUAUAUAUAUAUUGUAUUUAUAUAUAUAUAUAUAUUGUGUGUAUGACAAAUAGAAGUUAAGAGACCACUGUAUAUAGUCUCGAGUUUCAUAAAUAAGUUUCUGACAGAUAAAUAUAUAUAUAUAUACAUUUAUAUUUAUAUAUAUAUAUAUAUAUAUAUAUAUAUAUAUAUAUAUAUAUAUAUAUAUAUAUGUAUAUAUAUUGUAUUUAUAUAUAUACAUAUAUUGGGUGCAUGACAAAUAGAAGUUAAGAGACCACUGGUUAUAGUCUCGAGUUUCAUAAAUAAGUUUCUGCCAGAUCAAUAUUUAUCAUGCAUACGGUAUCAUUUUUUUUCCCUCAGAUUAUGAGCACCACAUACAAAUCUAGAAGUGAAGACUACCGGCGCAUGUUCAAAGAUGUCCCUAAAGAUGAGAGACUUAUUGUUGGUCAGUUGGACCUGAUGCUCUUUUUCAAAUUCAAACUAUUGUUAGUGCCGUUUACGUUUAGCCUCAAGUGACUCACCGGGGUCAACAGCGGCAACAUUCCUAAUCUCAAAUAAUGCGCCGGGGGGGGGGGGGGGGGAUCCAGUUAAGCCUGGUAUCAUUAUAUACAUCUUAGCGAAUUUAAAUACAUUCAACAUUGUAUACAACAUUCAACACAUUUAAUGCAACUCUCAACUUUAUUCAACACUCAACACAUUUUAUUCAACAUUCAACACAUUUCAUGCAACUCUCAACUUUAUUCAACACUCAACACAUUUUAUUCGACAUUCAACACAUUUCAUGCAACUCUCAACUUUAUUUAACACUCAACACAUUUUAUUCAACAUUCAACACAUUUCAUGCAACUCUCAACUUUAUUUAACACUCAACACAUUUUAUUCAACAUUCAACACAUUUCAUGCAACUCUCAACUUUAUUCAACACUCAACACAUUGUAUUCAACAUUCAACAAAUUUAAUCAACAUUCAACACAUUUUAUUUAACAUUGAAUAUUUUUUAGCACAUUCAUAUACUUUUACGUUUACAGAAAUAAUAACUCAGAAUGUCAACAUAUCUCUUUUCUUCAUAUACACUAAUCUUCAUCUGAUCUCACUCUUUGAGUCUGUAAUGCUAAAGUAAACUCAAGCUUAGAAUGGAAGUAAAUAAACUUUUAUUUAGUUUAGUUUAGUUUAGUUAAGCAUGUACAAUAUGUCCAGUUUGUGGUCGUAGAAUGAAUCCGAAAAAGUCUUUGAUGAUGAUUAUUUAUAUUUAUGUUUAACGUAAAAGGCUUAAAUUAUUUUUUUCUUUUUUUUUUUUUUUAAAGUCAGGUCCCUGCAGCUUAGCUUUGUAAUAAUGUUUUUUGAAAUUUUAAUUGUUUUUUUUUUAUUUUUGAUUAUUAUUAUUUAUAUUUAUUUUUAAAGUAAAAGGUUUAAAUUAUUUUUUUUUUUUUUUUUUUUUUUAAAGUCAGGUCCCUGCAGCUUAGCUUUGUAAUAAUGUCUUUUGAAAUUCUAAUUGAUUUUAUUUUAUGAUUGGAACAUAUUUAGUUGUGCAUAAUGUUAUUGUUUUAGCAUGUAGGUUAUAUAUCAUCUUAUUAAAUUUUUAGUUUAACUACGUUAAAUUCUAUUUUAUACCAUGAACUCUCCACCAGAUUACUCAUGUGCCCUACAGAAAGAUAUUCUCGUUCAAGGUCGCAUGUAUAUUUCACAGAGCUGGAUCUGCUUCUAUGCCAAGAUAUUUAAUUGGGAGACCAUGGUAAGAAACUCAAGAUUUUUUAUUGGGAAAACCAUUGUUAGAAACUCAUAAAAUUUAAUUGGGGAAACAAUGUUUCAUGAUACUUUGCGGGGGGGGGGGUGGCAUGGUAAGAAGCUCAUGAUAUUUUAUUGGGAAACCAUGGUAAGAAACUCAUAUUUUAUUGGAGAAACAUUGGUAAAAAAAUCAUGAUUUUUUGGGGGCAUAACCAAGGUAAAAGAUAUUUAAUUGGGAGACCAUGGUAAGAAACUCAAGAUUUUUUAUUGGGAAAACCAUUGUUAGAAACUCAUAAAAUUUAAUUGGGGAAACAAUGUUUCAUGAUACUUUGCGGGGGGGGGGGGUGGCAUGGUAAGAAGCUCAUGAUAUUUUAUUGGGAAACCAUGGUAAGAAACUCAUAUUUUAUUGGAGAAACAUUGGUAAAAAAAUCAUGAUUUUUUGGGGGCAUAACCAAGGUAAGAAACUCAUAUUUUAUUGGGGAGACCAUGAUAAGAAACACCAUUUUUAUUGGGAAAACUAUGGUAAGAAACAUGAUAUUUUAUUGGGGAAAUCAUGGUAAGAAACUCAUAUUUUAUUGGAGAAACAAUGGUAAGAAAAUCAUGAUUUUUGCGGGGCAAAACCAAGGUAAGAAACUCAUGAUAUGUUAUUGGGAAGACCUUGAUAAGAAACACCAUUUUUAUUGGGAAAACUAUUGUAAGAUACACAAUAUUUUAUUGGGAAAACCAUGGUAAGAAACUCAUGAUAUUUUAUGGGGAAAACCAUGGUAAGAAACUCAUGAAAUUUAAUGGGGAAAACCAUUGUAAGAAACUCAUGAUAUUUUAUUGGGAAAAUCAUGGUAAGAAACUCAAGAUAUUUUAUUGGGAAAACCAUGGUUAAGAAACUCAUGAUAUUUUAUUGGGAAAAUCAUGGUAAGAAACUCAAGAUAUUUUAUUGGGAAAACCAUGGUAAGAAUCUCAUGAUAUUUAAUUGGGAAAUCCAUGGUAAGAAACUCAUGAUAUUUAAUGGGGAUAACCAUGGUAAGAAACUCAUGAUAUUUAAUUGGGAAAUCCAUGUUAAGAAACUCAUGAUAUUUAAUGGGGAUAACCAUGGUAAGAAACUCAUGAUAUUUUAUGGGGAAAACCAUGGUAAGAAACUCAUGAAAUUUAAUGGGGAAAACCAUUGUAAGAAACUCAUGAUAUUUUAUUGGGAAAAUCAUGGUAAGAAACUCAAGAUAUUUUAUCGGGAAAACCAUGGUUAAGAAACUCAUGAUAUUUUAUUGGGAAAACCAUGGUAAGAAACUCAUGAUAUUUAAUGGGGAAAACCAUGGUAAGAAACUCAAGGUAUUUUAUUGGGAAAACCAUGGAAAGAAACUCAUGAUAUUUAAUGGGGAAAACCAUGGUAAGAAACUCAUGAUAUUUUAUUGGGAAAACCAUGGUAAGAAACUCAUGAUAUUUAAUGGGGAUAACCAUGGUAAGAAACUCAAGGUAUUUUAUUGGGAAAACCAUGGUAAGAAACUCAUGAUAUUUAAUGGGGAAAACCAUGGUAAGAAACUCAUGAAAUUUAAUGGGGAAAACCAUGGAAAGAAACUCAUGAUAUUUAAUGGGGAAAACCAUGGUAAGAAACUCAUGAUAUUUAAUGGGGAAAACCAUGGUAAGAAACUCAAGGUAUUUUAUUGGGAAAACCAUGGUAAGAAUCUCAUUAUAUUUAAUUGGGAAAUCCAUGUUAAGAAACUCAUGAUAUUUAAUGGGGAUAACCAUGGUAAGAAACUCAUGAUAUUUUAUUGGGAAAACCAUGGUAAGAAACUCAUGAUAUUUAAUGGGGAAAACCAUGGUAAGAAACUCAUGAUAUUUAAUGGGGAAAACCAUGGUAAGAAACUCAUGAAAUUUAAUGGGGAAAACCAUGGAAAGAAACUCAUGAUAUUUAAUGGGGAAAACCAUGGUAAGAAACUCAAGGUAUUUUAUUGGGAAAACCAUGGUAAGAAUCUCAUGAUAUUUAAUUGGGAAAUCCAUGUUAAGAAACUCAUGAUAUUUAAUGGGGAAAACCAUUGUAAAAAACUCAUAAUAUUUAAUGGGGAAAACCAUGGUAAAAAAACUCAUGAUAUUUAAUGGGGAAAACCAUGGUAAAAAACUCAUGCGUCCCUGGCAACAAGCAAUCCAAUAAUAAUUUGUGAUAACAAAAACUUGUUCCAGCCAGUUUACAAUGCUUAUUAAGUCUAUAUGAUUUGUUUGCACCAUGAUGUGUUACUUGUUUGAAGUCCUUUUAUUCUGCAUGUUUGUGUGUGUAUGCAGCUGAUGAUAUCCUGCAAGGAGAUCACUGCCAUCACAAAAGAGAAAACGGCCAGAGUUAUCCCCAACGCCAUACAAAUCACAACAGAGAAGGAACGUUACUUCUUCACAUCAUUUGGGUCCAGGGAUAAAACUUACAUGAUGCUGUUUCGAAUCUGGCAAAAUGCACUCUUAGACCAGGUGGGGAUUUUUAAAAAUGUAUACCCAGCUUUGAACUCUUUAAUUGUAGGAUUGUAUCAUAUGAUAAGAAGAUAAUCGAAAAUUGUUUAUUGUAUUGCAUCUAUUUCCGAUGACAGUUGCGUUGUGUAAAUGGGACUGUCCAAGAGGUGAACAUUUGAUCCAUUGUUCUCAUUUUUAAAGCCCCUGCUAAAUCAGCACCACAAUUUUAAAGCUCUUGCUUAAGCAGCACCGCAUUUUUAAAGCACUUGCUGAAUCUGCGCCACGUAUUUAAAGCUUCUGCUUAAUCGGUACCACAUUUUUGGUCAUAAAAAAAAAAAGUACACCAAUGUUUAAUCCCGGCCAGUGAACAGCAACAGUGACAUCCUUCAACAAUUUAAAAUGGAGCAUUGGCAAAUAUUUUCCUCACCGGCUAAGAUGAGACUUCUAUAGUGAUACAUUUAACUUUGGUGUCACCUCAUUGCUUGACAUUUCAUCGACCGUCUCAUUUGGGUCUAGAAACUGUCCACACUUAAUUCAAGUCCCUGGCAUGUUUUGGGUUUUCAAAAGAUUGUAAGACAGACUACGAUAAAACUUUUAUGUAGAUUAAUGAAACACAAUUGGUGUGAAUAAAAUUAGAUAUAGGAAGAUGCAAUUAUGAUUUAUAAAAAUUCAAAUGUUUCAGCCAAUGCCUUUAUCAUUAUAAUAAUAUAUAUAUAUAUAUAUCAUUAUAAAUUACAGUUAAAUGAAAUAUGUGUAUCUCACCUAUACAAAAAAAGAAAAGAAAAGAAAAAGAAUGGAGUGAAGUCCCUGGUGGCGACAAAGAUCAGAAGAAUGAAAAGAAAGUUGAGGAGCCAGUGGAUUAGACCAUUAGAGCAUCACAGUGAUUGACAAGUCUAGGGUUUUAGCAUCACAGUGAUUGACAAGUCUAGGGUUUUAGCAUCACAGUGAUUGACAAGUCUAGGGUUUUAGCAUCACAGUGAUUGUCAUGUGUUUAAACAAUGUUGUCCUUUUUUUUCUUACUUCCAGCCCAUGUCAGCCAAGGAGCUGUGGACCUGGAUACACUACAACUACGGAGAUGACUUGGGCCUGACAACAGAGGAUGAAGAUUACGUCCCACCUCAGAGUUUUGAGGAGUUAACAGAGAAAUUAAAUGAGGAAAUACCUGCGAUCAAGGUGAGUCAAAUCUUCUGUGAACCACUUAUUGUGGUCUGUCAGAUACUGAUUAUGAUCAUUCUAAUGCUAUCAAAUGUUCAUAUUGAGUGAGAGGAAUUCCUGAACUCAAAAGAAUAUUGUUAGUAUCUGUACUUUAAGGAAAGGGUAGUUGUAUAAUCCUUUUAACGUAAAUAUUUUGUUUAUGAAAAAGCCAUUUAUUAAAAACAGAUUUUUUUCUUUUAAAUGUCAUUCUCACCUGAUUGGUGUAAUUUAAAUGUCAUUCUCACCAGAUUGGUAUAAUUUAAAUGCCGUUCUCACCUAAUUGGCAUAAUUUAAAUGUCAUUCUAACUUGAUUGGCAUAAUUUAAAUGCCAUUCUCACCUGAUUGGCAUAAUUUAAAUGCCAUUCCUCACCUGAUUGGGAUAAUUUAAAUGCCACUCUCACCUGAUUGGCAUAAUUUAAAUGCCGUUCUCACCUGAUUGGCAUGUUUCAAAUGUUAUUUUAAAAUGUAAUGUGAUGCAAGUAACUAGAUGACUGUGGCAGAUGCAACAUUGUUUACGAGUAGGACCCCCCGACGAGUUGGACCCCUUUGUGAUGGCCACAGACACAAAUAUAGGGUCUGAAACUUCGUCCCUAGCUUUUUUUCCUCCUGGACCCUGCAGGACUAAUGUGUUGUAAGAUUAAAAUAAAAUCCAUCAAAUCUUCCCUGCGUCACCACAACCUGCCUCAACACUUCCAUUCGCCCAGACUUAACUGUUGCUUUUAUUUUCCAGCUGCUGUAGAUUCUUUUCCACAUCAUCAAUCCAAAAUAAUGUCCAUAUCCAGGCAAAUUUCAAUUUCCAUUUGUAUCAGCCCAGGUCAUAUUUUGUUGCUUGGCUUUCGUCAACGUUUAUUAUUUUUUACAAGGCUGGGUUGGUAGACAACGCACAACCAUCAGGUUGGCUGCCCCAUCCAGCUCUCUAGGUAGCUGCCUUCAUUUUGGGGUAAGGUUCCCUAGCCUUUGAGGAUCCCUCCACUUCCUACAAGGCAACAGGUUCUGAUUUUUGGUCCUGCCUUGGUAUUUUAUUUCCCUGAUACCCAUCAUACCUGGGGCGGCGCUCAAUGGACGAUCAAUAUCUACCUACAAGCACAUGGCAUUUCAAAGUUACGUUCCUUUAUUGUAAGGCUUCGUAUGCGUGACAGUCCAACAUGCAUUGACAAUCCAAAAAUGCAUACAAAUGCAUGACAUUCAGAACUAAUGUAAAUGUCCCAUAAUCAUACACAUCCAAUAACAACAAUUUAGUCACAGAACUGCCUAUCCAAAAAUAUUAUAACUUGUCUUAUCAAAAAUAUAUGAAUAAAUAUCAUCUCACACAAUGUACAUGCCUUUUAUAGUCCUUAACUCCUACCUGAAUGAUUUCAACUCAUGAAUAAAGGGAGGGGAAAAAAAUGGCUCGGAGCUCACAUAACAAUACACUGCAAGCCAUGAUGCAGCAAAACAAUACUACAUGACAAUGGCAUUUUAAGCUUUGUCGACUCACCAGUAUAAUGUUUGCUUGACUGCAGCCGACCAACCUGCGACUUAUUUUAUGAAUUGAUAUUUCAAUUAUUUUUAGAGGGCCUCAGAAUAUUGGUUGGAACUCCUCAAAAAGUCUUAGGAGUUUGCAGAAUGUUUUAAUUUUUUUUUUAAAUCUCAUACAUUAAAUAUUUAACUUGAGCCAUAGACAUACUUGCCGACUUUACGGGCGUUAAUCAACUUUAGGGAGUUGACUCGCUGUCCGAAUUCUCCUGCAAACUGUUUUACAGUAUAGUUUAGGUUUUGUAACAUAUCCUGUUGAGAGGUUUAUUGGGCUUUUGGGAACCACUGACAAGCUUUAUAAUUAUUUUCUUACGUAACACAGGAGCUGCAGACAGAUUCCGAGGCUCUCACCACGACGGCAGAGAACAUGCACACUGCCAGCAAUGACGACACAGAUGCUUUUGUCACCGACGAGGUCUUCACUCAGCCCAAUGAUCCCCUGGCCCUCCCAUCCCUCUCCAACCUGCCCCCGGAAUUCUUGGACACCAGCGAUGACAGCGAAGGUAGAAAUAGUGGUGGGAUGAAUGCAAGCUGUGCAACUGUCAGUGUUAUUGGAAUGCUAUGUGUGUGUGGUUGGGGGUAGGGGGGUAUGGGGGGCACAAGAGUGGGAAUUGAUUGCUUUGUGUGGCACAAGUAUGUGACUUGAUUGCUUUGACUGUUGAUUACAACAGUAGCUGUUAUACGUUACAUAUUAUCAUUUUGGUCUUGGGAAAGACAUUUUCCUGAUAGGUAUUGUGGACCCAGCUCAGAACCAUCUAUACUAUACUGGGGCAAACACAAGUGACAAUGUUUACUUUUGAUGACACCACUUUACUGGUGCAUACACCUUGCAUAGUUUUGACCACAUAGCUUACUGGUAGAUUGCACUGCACAUUGUCUAACCAUUACCUUCUCAUUGCAAAUGCUUGACUUGAUUAUUAUUUGAGCCUUUUGCUAAUGGUUCACUUUUUUUUUGGGGGGGGGGGUCCCCAGGGGAAUUCUCUUUUGUUCUAUUAAUAGCUGUUUAUUAUUUUGUUUUUUGUUCUUCUAUUCCCUUACCUAAAUGGUUAUCAAAAAAAAAAAAAAAACCAAACAGAAUUUUCCAUCUUGAGGUGUACUGUGUCCACAGGGGAAUAUUUCUGUGCAGGCCAUGACCACCUGGAGAAGAUGUAUCUGGACGAGGUCUUCAGCAUCAACAUUGACACUGUCUUCGAGUGUCUUUUUACAGACUCUCCUUUUUUUAGGAGUUUUGUGUGCUCAAGGAAAACGUUUGGUAAGAUUUUUUGCUUUAUGCACAACAUUUGAAUUCAAAGUGGCAUAAGUGCUAGAUAUUUGUAUACUAAGUGGAUAAGCCUGGAUUUUGAGUGUCGUGCUGACCUGUGUUGUGGUUGUCUUUCUUCCAGACUUGAAUCUCCCAAACUGGGAGGAAGAACCAGACGAAAACGGAAAUAAAGUGCGGAACAUCUCCUACACCCUGACGCUGAACAACUCCAUUGGUCCCAAGACGUCUCCAUCAACAGAGAGACAGGUCAGCACUUUGACAAAUGACCACACACGUAGCGUUCCCUGACUCAUGCUAGUUUAACUAGUGCUAAACGUUCCUGAAAUUUAACAACACUAUUCAGUUUAGGCUUGAUGUCAAAAAAACUAUGUUUAUUAUUUAUCAUACCAGUUCGCUAACUGGAUAGGAAUUGGUUUUUUUAGUGUCCUGUUUCAAUGUUUGUCUAGCUGAAAUUAAUCAUUACACAAAAAUUAUGACAUUGGUUUUGAUCUAGAUCAGUCAUCUUGAGAUUAUUAUUUUUUUUAUUUUUUUUUAAUCCAGGUCGCCUUGGUAAAAAGGAAAAUUUUAAAUGUCAAGAGAUGUAUUCGUUUUUUUAUUGGACUCAUAAGGGAUUGCAUUUUCAAACAAACUAAAAUUUACAGUCAAUGAAACGAUUACAAUCGUUGUUUGUCAAUAGAUUUGCUACAACAUGAGCAAAGCAGGCAGAAUCUACCAUGUGGACUGCGAGUGCUGCAAUGGGGGUAUUCCCUACGCCGACUCAUUUUACGUGCUGCUGCGCUACUGUCUGACACGUGUCUCCCCCAUCAAAUGUAGAGUGGUGGUCACCGGCGAGCUCAAAUACAAGAAGCAUGUCAUGGGAAUGUUCAAAGGUGAGUUUUGGUUUUGCUGGGUUUGAUUACUUCAGUGCAUGUAUCCAGAGAUGUCCUCUCUUGGAUUACUUCAGUGCUUGUAUCCAGACAUGUCCUCUUUUGGAUUACUGCAGUGCAUGUAUCCAGUGUAUGCUGUGAGGGAGCCACUCUAUGCAGCUUGAUACCCAACAAGCAAAUGAGGGAGCCUCUCUAUACACUUGAUAUCCAAUUACUAAUAAUUAAAUGAAUGAAUUAAUUUAAUUUAUACUUUUAUAAAUAAAACUGCUUCUGACAGCACUCCCACAGUUCUGUUGGAACUGAGCAAUAAAACUGCUCCUGACAGCACUCCCACAGUUCUGUUGGAACUGAGCAAUAAAACUGCUCCUGACAGCACUCCCACAGUUCUGUUGGAACUGAGCAUUAAAACUGCUCCUGACAGCACUCCAACAGUUCUGUUGGAACUGAGCUCCUGAAGGCACCACCACAGCUCUGUUUGAACUGAGCAAUGAAAGCGCUCCUGACCGCAUACCCACAGUUCUGUUUGAACUGAGAAAAACUGAAGAGUUAACAAGUCUAAGUUCAUGCAUAACUUUUUGACUCCCCAGGUAUGAUUGAGAAGAGUGCAGUGAACGGCCUGACAGACUACUGCAGGCAGCUGUGUAAGUAUCUCAUCAGUGCCUCUUGUUUCUGUCUGGACCAGCUUGACACAAUCUUGGUGUAAACACGUAGGGAUUUGGUAUAUGUUUCUCUUUGUUUAAAAUAAAGCUCAUCGUAAGGAAAUCCUCAACACAUUACAAAUUUACUAUUUUACUCCUCAAUCAUCAUAAAUCGAGAGAUUUAAAAAUUUGAAUUUUUUCCCGUGUUUAGCCGUCCAUCUACGGCGAGAAGCCGAAAGACAGGAGGCCAUUGUUGUGGGCCACCAAACAACCAUCCCCAAGAAAAAGCUUCGAAGGAAGCGAGCCAAACCGCACACCACAGUCUCAGAUUCAGGGAUCACCUCACGGCAGCAGUUUGCUGAAAGGCAGACGUCAACUCCACCAUCUCCAUCUAAAGGUAAAGCAAAAUUAAUUUUAACCAUAAUGCAAGUCUGUUGAUAUUUUAUAAUUAAUUGCAAUUGUUAUAAGAGUGAUAAUUUUAAAUAAAUUUCAGAAUUAAUUGUAAAAUGUAUCCCUGAUUUACAGAUUAAAUCUAUAAGAUAAGAUUCUUUUUUUUAUAUCUAAAUAAAUGGAAAUGUUUUUGAUUGCAUUGUACAUAUUCAUUUUCAGAGCAUAAAUCAAUACAUAUUUUAACCAAAACAUUUUACAGUUAGAACAAUUUAAACACAAGACAUCUAGAGUAUAUCUCUAGUGCAACGAUUAGCCAUAAUAUAACCCCCCACCCCUCAAAAAAAACCACCAAAAAUUGAACUCCCUUAGUGACAAUAAUGACUUAAUUAGUGAUCAUUGAGAUUUAGUAACCAUCAAUUUUUGUAAAGGAUCUAGAGAUAAGUAUGAAGAGUCCGGUAACCAAAGCUGAUAUAAUAUUGUUUUAUUUACACAAAUUGUUUGUGUCUAACUAAUCUAAUGCUUUCACCAACUCCAUUGAAUCAAGUUUGAUCAACUAAUGGUUGAAAUCUCUUCUAUUUCUUCCAGCAAUGUACAGAGAGGAGAAGCUCAUUGAACUGAAUGCCCACACCUUGGUUAGAAUCAUUAUUGUUGUGUGAGUAUUGACUUUUUCUUUCGGGUGGGGGGGGCAAAACUUUAGGGCCUUUUCUCUUGCCUUUGAUUCUUACAUAAACCUAGACAUUCUGUUGUCAGACAGUAGAACUUGGUGUCUUGCGUCAGGUUAUUUGUAUCUUUCUUCUUAUGUAUUACUUCCUUUAUUUGAGUGUCUGAUGCUCGGUUACAAGCAUUAUAAUUUGGGAACCACUGGGCUUCAAUUUUUAAAAAAUGGCUGAAUAGAGGUUCUGACAAGAUGUGGAAAAAAUCUACAGCAUCUGGGAAUCCAAGCAGGGGAAAGGAAAAGCAUCAGUUAGGUCUGAGUGGAAGGAAGUGGUGACGCAGGCCAAAACCCUAAAUGCCCUGUGGCGCAACAGGGAUGGAAGGAGGGUGGUUCACAGAGUUGUGGAUAGAUGCCCUUGCCUUCAAUCCCCCCUGAACCUCCUGCUCUAAAGCCAGUCUUUAUUACAGCUGUACUGUGUUAUUUAUUACAUUAUAGUGGGGUGGGGAGGGGAGUCAAAAGAAGAACUUUGGAAUUUUAAAAAAAAACUAUCUUUGUCAAGGAAGGGAUCACAAAAUGUUUGCUUCGUUCCCCAGACUUGUCCUCCUGCUCUUGUUCAAUGCCGUUCUGUUCUACAAACUGUGGUCUCUGGAGAGCUACGCCAGCUCCCUUUACGGCCACCCAACACAGGAAUCUCUAGAAAACUUAGCGUGAGUGCUUGUUCUGCGUGUACCUUAAUCAAGGAAUAUAUGUGUCGUUGUUAUGAUUUGUUAUACUUAAUUUGGAGAAAACAGGGAUAAAUUUGUUAUAGUUAAUAUGUAGAAAGCCGGGAUAUGUUUGUUAUAGUUCAUCCAGAGAAAGAGAGGGACUACUUUUUUCGGUGGAAGGAAAACUGUAACUAGUUACUUGUUUUCAAUGAUCUUAAGAGCCAGAAACUGUGUUUGAGUGCCGUUCAUAAUCACAAUGCUGGAACUGGUACUCGUAGUUGUAUAAAUUUUAAAACUGUUUUUCCAAGUCCUCUUCUGGGCUAGAAAAAAAUUGUAUUGACCCAUAAAUAAGUUUUUAUCAAAUUUGUUUAGUUCAUUUAAAGAAUUCGUUGAUUUCAAAAAGAUAUCUGAUGAGGAAAUGUGUUGGGGUGGGUUCAUCGGGUCAUUCACUUCCAGUUGGCGGGCAGAUGAACCAACCACAAUGCAUCUCCUGCUGAAUGCCUGACCAUUGCUAUAAUUAGCAUUGUUGUUGGUACUUCAGAUAAAAAAAAAAAAACGAGGAACUGUUCAUGAUUUCUUCUUGUGCUCCCAUUUGAAUAGAUGAUCGAAAUAUCGUGGUUUAUAAAUUUGACAUACUGCAAUAUUGCGCAAUGGGAACAAUAUUAGUAUGACUAUUUUUGUUAAAAGACUCUGCUAAUAUAAAGUGGCAAUAUGUGGCAGUCUCUAAUUUAGACAUACUGCAUAUGGGAAUAAUGUAUGACAAUUUUUGUUAUAACCUAUAUUUCAUGGAUGUAUUUUAUGGCAUUAAGAGGCUCUAUUUGAAGUAAGUCCCGUACAGUUUUCAUGAGGCAUAUCAUGAGGUUAUCUUUUGCCUCAGUUCUCACAGCUAUCAUAUAUAACAGCUCACCUUUGCAUUUAUUCAAGAGUAAAAAAAAAAAGUAUAAAAAAAUGAUCAUAUCCUCUUGUAAUAGAAGACACUUUGUCCUAACAGAAAAUAUCCCCGCACCCAAGAGGAGUGGAGCCAGUUGCUACUGCAACAAAAGAACUUACAUGACAGCGAGAUCAACAAAUGGGAAGAGGUGCUCUCAGCUUCUAUAAACAUUGUUGAGCAGGUCAGUGGCAAUAUACACGGUAGAUAUAUUUUAUGUGAAGCGCAGUGAGCCUCGCCCUAGGCUGGAUUACCGCGGUAUAUUAACUCAUUCCCGACGGUUGCGACUAAAUGCGUCCUUUGGGGGUUUCGACAGAUGCGUCCAAAUGUGUCCCGGCGCAUAGUGACCUCUCUCAUUUCUAUAUAAAAAUAGCAAUAAAAUAUUGCUCCCCUCGAGACUUCUAGCGAUGGGCGCGAUUCAGUGUGAUUUCAAUUUAAAAACCGGAAGUUUUUAUCUUGGUUCACUUUGAAACUAUAUGUGCUUUAGUAUGCCAUGUCUAUAUUUAGCAUGUGUUUGUCCGAGGUGCCGAAAAUCAAUUUUUUGGGUCAUUGUUCAUUGUUUUUUCACCGCUAAUGUUAUAUUUUUAUAAAACCUAAUUCAUUUUUGGUUGCAUUUGUUCUUAAUUCAUUAACAUUAGAUAAUAUUUUGCAGACUAAAUAAAUAUUUUACAAAUGUAAGUCAAUUGCAAAACGGAGUUACCUCUCUCUCUCAGGCAUAUAAAUUAAGUACCGAAGUAGCACUGCCGUCGGGAAUGAGUUAAACCACCUUAAUAAUAAUUUAAUGCACACUAAAUACAGACUGUUUAUCCCUGUUCUCUUGUUUAAAAAGAAGAAAAAAAGGUUUUGCUAUAACUUAGUUUUAAAUGCACCAAAGGGAUUGUUACGAUUAGACACAAUGCAAGAAUUCUGAUGGUUUCUGGUUCAAAUUCUAGCCCCAGCACUCCUACCAAAAUUAUUUGUUUCUGAUUGGCUUGGGAAAUUCAAAUCAAAGGCCAAGCUACAAAAUAACAACUGAAAAGCUUCUAGUGUGGCCUCACAUGAAAGUCCAAGGAACAUUCUGAAGUCAUAUCUGAUGGGAUACCUUAGUUUAGAAACAUGGUAUCAAGUCCAAAUAACAUUCUUAAGUCAUAUCCGCUGUUAAACCUUUGUUAGACCCAUGAUACAAAGUCCAAAUAACAUUCUGAAGUCAGAUCUGCUGUUAAACUUUUGUUAGACGCAUCGUACAAUGAAAAGAUUUUGAUUAUAAGUGAGGAUAAAAAAAAUAAACAUGUAUCUUUGUUUUUGAAAUUAUGGCUAUCAAAGAUAAUGAAACAUUUUAUCUAAUGUUCAAAAUAUAACAUCAAUCAGGCCGUCAUUGUCCAUCUACAGAUGAAGCUGUCCUUUGUGAGCCUCCAGCGAACACUGCGUGCUGGCACACACAAAGAAUCCUCCUGACGUCCUUGUAUUAUAAUAUGCCACAUUGUUCCUUCACACACUCAUUGACCUUAUCCCCAUCAAACAUUGUCUUCACCCCUGUCAAACAUUUACUUCACCCCAUCCAACAUUGACGCCAUCCCCAUCAAACAUUGACUUCACCUUCAUCAAAAACUGGCAUCAUCCCCAUUGAAUACUGACAUAAUCCCUGUCAAACAUUGACAUCAUCCCUAUCAGACAUUGACUUCACCCCCCCCCCAAUCGAACUCUGUGUAAAUCAUCCUUGUGCAUGACAAAAUGACCACAUAAUUUAUUCCAUUCCAAUUUGUUUUAUAAGGUUCACAGUUAAUUCAUUGUUAUAUGAUCAGGGUUGUUGUUUUUUUUUAAACAAACAUGAAAUUUGAUUGUAAACUUUCAUUUUUUUUUUUUUUUUUUUUUGUUUUUGUUUUUUUUUUUUUUUUUUGUUCACGUGCCAUUGAAAACGUUUCUGUUCAGUUAUAGCUGAAUCUAGGCUAGGUAGGACUCCACCUGUUGUUUUUGUCGGGCAGGAUUUGACUAUAACAUUCCACAAUGCAAUGGAGUCGGCAAUUAAAAAAGAGAGAACAAAAAUUUGGAAAGUGCAAAGAAUUUUUAUUUGUAAAGAGUGCUCUGAUAAAGUGUUGACAAUGAAACAAUGAAGUUUGGAGAUCAGAAACUCUGUUCACU